AAAUGAACGAGGCUUUGUUUGCCAGGUUCCUCCCAGUCGGCCAUAAAAGUCUCCAGCAGCAUGCAGGCUGAUGUUUAAAACCACAGUUCGGCUCCUUCAUCCCUGCUGCAGCUUUGUUUUAUUUUGAGGAGAAGAACCAGCCACAGUUACUGAGGAAGAACGAAGAGAGAGAGGACAUGGCCGUGCCUCUCUACUCUGCCCAUGGCUUUGCACUGAUCAUACAGAUUUGCCUGCUGCAUAGUGCUCAAGCCGGCGCAUACUAUGGGCACCAGCAACUGGCUCAGCAACACCAGCCACUGCCUCAAUUACCUCAGAUGUCGAUGGGCAGGGAAGGAAUACCGCAGCAGCAAUACAAAGGGAAAGAUUUGUCCCAUCUGCCAUUUGGAAACGAGAUGCCCAUGCUCCCUUACUAUGGAAAGGAACAGCCACAAAUGCCCUUGCCAAUGGGCAAACCCUAUAUGGGCAAAGGUGAAACUGUUCCCAGAGGUCAGAAAGGCCCUCAAGGUGGGAUUGGCCCUAAGGGUCCUCCAGGACCACAAGGACCCCCUGGACAAUCAGGAAAAGGUAUUCCAGGACCCCCUGGAAAACCAGGCCAACCUGGCCCACAAGGAUAUCCCGGAAUUGGAAAACCUGGUAUGACAGGACUGCCAGGAAAACCUGGAGGGAAUGGCUUGCCAGGUCAAAAGGGCGAGGUGGGACCAGGUGGUGAUGUGGGACCUGUGGGAUUACCAGGACUUCCAGGUCCUCCAGGCCCACCUGGGCUACCAGGUCCAGCAAAAUCAGGUGCACAGGGACUACCUGGACAGCCUGGGUUUCGUGGUGAACCUGGACAGAAGGGUGGUCCAGGGUUUCCUGGACCACCAGGACCUAAUGGUGAUAAUGGAAAUGGUUCUCCAGGAUUACCAGGUGCAAAAGGUCCAGCUGGGCCUCCUGGGCUGCCAGGUCCAGGAGGGUUACCAGGAUUAGGAAAGCCAGGACCAAUUGGACAACCUGGACAACCUGGAGUCCCUGGUAAGCCUGGUUCAUCUGGAGAACCAGGGAUUGCAGGACUACCUGGUAAAGAGGGACCACCAGGACCUGCAGGCCCACCCGGUAUUGGCAAACCUGGUUUAGAUGGUUUGCCAGGGCAGCCUGGUCUUCCAGGUGGAAAAGGAGAGCCAGGUCCAUCUGGUUUUCCAGGGGGUCCAGGCUUACCUGGAAAUGGAAAACCUGGAUUUCCUGGACCAAAAGGUGACAAAGGUUAUGGUGGAUUACCUGGCCCUUCAGGUCCAAAGGGUGAGAAAGGCCAUGGUGGACUCCCUGGAAUGAUUGGCCCACCUGGACCAGCUGGGCUUCCAGGUCCACCAGGUUCCAUGGGACCGCCAGGGGGCGUUGGUUUUCCUGGAAUAAAGGGAGAAGGUGGAGAAGUUGGGCCCAAAGGCCUGGCUGGUCUAAAAGGUGAACCAGGCCCUCCAGGACUUCCAGGAAAACCAGGCCUCCCAGGAGAAGGUGGUCAACCAGGACCAAAAGGUUUUUCUGGACCCUCUGGGCCUCAGGGUGAAAAUGGACAUAAAGGUUUUCCUGGUUUACCUGGGGCACCAGGUAAGUCUGGACCCAAGGGUGAAAAUGGUCAACCAGGGGAGAAAGGUAGUCCGGGUCCUAAUGGAAUUCCAGGUAUAAUGGGUGCAGGUGGACCAAUUGGACCUCCUGGACUUCCAGGACCAAAAGGAGAAUUUGGACCACCAGGGAAACCUGGACCUCCAGGUGAAGGAAAACCUGGACUUCCAGGGGCAAUGGGUCCACCGGGAAAACCAGGAUCUAGUGGACCGCCUGGUAAUCCUGGAAUACUUGGCUUUCCUGGUCCUCCUGGUCCACCCGGACCACCCGCUGAUGUAGGUGGCAUUCUCGGUCCAGGUUUGGAUGGGGGUAAACAAGAUGGCAUGCUUGAAGGAGACCUUAUUGGCAGAAAUGGUCUUAAGAUGCCUGCCUUUACUGCACAGCUUACAACACCGUUUCCACCGGUCGGCUCCCCUGUGGUCUUUAACAAGGUUUUGUACAACGGCAACCAGAACUACAAUGCUCAGACUGGCAUUUUCACCUGCACUAUACCUGGAAUUUACUAUUUUGUGUACCAUGUCCACUGCAAGGUAGCCAAUGUUUGGGUGGCUCUGCAAAAAAACGAUGAGCCAGUAAUGUACACAUAUGAUGAGUACAAAAAAGGUUUUCUAGAUCAAGCCUCUGGAAGCGCUGUGCUGCCCCUAAAGUCCGGAGACACUGUUCAUAUUGAGUUACCAUCAGAUCAAGCUGCAGGACUUUAUGCUGCUCAGUAUGUCCAUUCAUCUUUCUCAGGGUAUUUAUUGUACCCAAUUUAAUGUACCAUAAAUCAGCCACAAUUUGCCUCAGCGGUAAAAAAGGAUAGGAACCUUAACAUAUAUGAGCUGUACAUGCAUGGCAGUGGAAAGGUUUGCCAUCUAUACAGUUAAACUCAAUUGUACUGUAGGGAAAAGGCCUCAGUUUCUACUGUUAUCAGUUAUCAGCCUUCCGCACAGUGUCAUGACACUGGUGCUUCAAAUACUAAUAAAUAAUAUCCCUUCGUAUUAGAAAUACUAGUAAGGAAUACUGCGUGGAAGACUAUGUCACUAAAAACAAUAAGAACUGAGGCAUUUUCCCUAUAUUUUUGGUGCCCCAUGUGAGGGAACAUUGUGAAAGUUUACAUUUCUGAUUAUAUUAAGUAUUAAGGUAUUUUCCCUGUAGAACUGAUGCACCAUGUGAGGAAAUGAAUGAUUUUAUUACUAAUAACAGUACAGAUUCAAAUAUAAACCUUCAGCCACAAAGCCCAGGUCUGGCUGGCCUUUGUUGGAAUAGCUACAGUAACAACAACCACAAGUUUAACUAAGUCAUAGUUAUGAUCCUAAACCUUUAUAUCUGUAAGUUUCUGUGGUGGGCUUUGUGAAGAUUGCUGACCCCUAGAACGUAAAGAUAUUGUAAAGACAAACUGGUUACAAUUAGUCUUGACUUGACAAAAAUUGGCCUUAAUAUGGCCUGAGAUAUGGCUUUAAGUUUUAAACAGAGUGGCUGGCAACGCAUAUGCACUUAAAGUAAGUGCAUCAUGUUAUUUUCCUCAUGCAUAAUUCAAAUAAUCA
Molecule: messenger RNA, 3122 nt
Organism: Trichomycterus rosablanca
Lineage: Eukaryota; Metazoa; Chordata; Actinopteri; Siluriformes; Trichomycteridae
Gene: col8a1b
Product: collagen, type VIII, alpha 1b
Exons: 4
Coding region: 177-2351 (724 amino acids)
Molecular function (GO): protein binding
Source: RefSeq, a predicted model, not a curated record